GAUUUCCGCCAAGUCCGAAUGGGGCUGCGGGCCAGCAAGACAUCGCCAUGGCUGAUUGUUUUUCUUCCUGCGGCUCAGGAGUUCAGGAGCGCUGUCAAAAAGUCUUCUUUUCGCUCUCCCCAUCCCCUCUGCUUGCUGCCGUUUCCUUACCGCCGGGUUUGACUUCGUUCUGCGCACCCUGGACUCUUCAGUCCUGGCAGUUCUCGACCCUCUCUCAGCUGUCGCGUGACUGGACUGUAGCGGUCUCUCGUCGCUAUACUCAUCAUCUCCGUCUCUCGUUGCUUUCUCCAUCGAUUUAAUGACCGUAUAAACCAUCUGGUCGCUAUCUAUACUCCAUCCACCUUCGCCAUGGAUUCUAACACAACCUCUGCGGACAAGCCCUACCUGGGUAAACCGCAGUUUCAAUCCCACACCUGGGUUGAACCCAUUAUUGUCCUGAGUAUCAUGUUCGCCUCAUUAUAUUUCAACCGCCGCCGGGGUUUCAGCAUUCUACGGAAAAACUCGAAUCCGAAGCGCAUUGAGCUGGGAGACAGCUCGGAAGAAGAUGAGAGGCUAGGUGCCAGCGAGGAACGAGUCCCAUUCUUCAGGGGCGAAUCCCUGUCAUCUGAUGUUGAUACCAAGUCCCCCAAGGCCCGCAACUGUCUCGGCCUUACCGUCAAAACCCCCAACUCUGCGCGCUUCGCGAAACACAUCCACAGCCGAAUCCUGCAGCGAUUCCCUUUCCUGGUCGAAAUGUUCUACUGGGUACUGAACUACCUUUUCUACGCCUGCACAAAGGCCACGGCCCAAGCGCUUUCCCCACCGGAUAUCUCUGUCGUCGAAGUGGCCCAGGAACAUGGCAUUUGGGUGCUCCACACGGAACACGAAACCCCCAUUAUCAAAUGGUUCUAUCCUAUCCGAGAAGCCGACUUCCAAUGGUUCCUCCUCGCCAAUCAUCCCAGCAUUAUGACCUUUUUCAAUCGGAUAUACUCGCUUGUCCAUAUCCCCGGCACCGUGGCUUUCUUGUCCUGGUAUUACUACAUGGCCCCGGACCAUGCCAGUUUCGCAGCCGUUCGACGCACCAUGACCCUGGGCAAUUUCAGCGCUUUUAUAACCUUCUGUUUCUGGCCGUGUAUGCCACCACGGCUGUUGCCAGAGUCCUUCGGGUUCCAUGAUACUGUGCGACAGGAGCAUGCGGAGAGUGUCUGGGUCGGCGGGAAGAACGUGAACCAGCUCGCCGCCAUGCCCAGUCUUCAUUUCACCUAUGCCUUCUGCAUCGGGAGCACAUUUAUCUGGCACUCUGGCAUUCUGCAACGUGUUUUCGGCAAGAAUCGCAUGAGGCUGACGUGGACGGAUUUCUUACUAGUAGCUGCGGGCAUCUUCUACCCUUUGCUCGUACUAAGCGUGAUUGUUGCAACUGCGAAUCACUACUGGAUGGAUGCGACCGUUGCCAUGUUCACCACCGCUCUCUCUUUCCUGUGCAACCGGAUUUGGAUUAUCCUACUCCCGUUGGAGGAUUGGUUGCUUUGGGCCUGGCGGUUGGAGAAGCCGGUUCCCACUACGGGCGACAGGGCCUUACGCAAGUAUGGCCGCAGGAGGAGGAAUGGCCGGGGGCCGCAGUCUGAUAUAGAAUAUACUGCUGUGUCAUGAAAAGAGAUGAUAUAACCUAUAUAUGGAUGCCAUAUGGGCGAACUUCUAUACGCAAAUACUUAAUCAAUUUUGGAUACCACUGGGCUUUCAAUUCUGGAUUCAUUUACCGCCCGGGAGAACUUCUGUGGAGGUCUUGUAUGCCUGCUGAUCUUGAUGUUGAUCUUGAUUGACCCGUAAGAUAUCUAGGUUCGCAGCAGCAAGGCUGAAAGUUAGUCUUACCAUGGCACCAGCUAUCCACUAAAAUCUAAAAAUAAGCAUCCAGGUAGCAUAAAGAUGCUAUGCUAUUUAUACCGCUGACCCAUUGCUCCCCACACAAGAACAGAAGGCCCAGAUCGAGUCCGCACCGGAAUGUAGCUAAGUAACAAAUAGAACCGAAGAAUAAGAGCCGAG
Monascus purpureus is the source of this 2019-nucleotide messenger RNA. NCBI's taxonomy places the organism in Eukaryota, Fungi, Ascomycota, Eurotiomycetes, Eurotiales, Aspergillaceae. The record is from the annotation of a GenBank genome assembly.